AUGGCGGCUGAUAAAAUUACGCUGGUUGUUCAGCCAAGGGGAAAGCCCAUCCAGAAGCUUCCCAAGGAAAUUGAGAUCUCACUCAAUGCCUCCAGUGAAGAAUUGCACAGUGCGCUCUCCGCAGCAUCCGGUUGCUCAAUUCACCGGAUGAGAAUCACCAAGGGCAGCGACCAUAGCGUGGUCCCGAACUCGAUCAACACGACCAUUGAGGACACUGGCAUGCGAAACUCAAGCGUGAUCUACGUCAAGGAUCUCGCCCUUACGAUCUUCGCACUCUUCCCACUGAACCGACAGAAACUAACAGAUAGUUCCUCCACAGGACCCCAAAUCGCUUGGCGUACCGUCUUCAUCAUCGAAUAUCUCGGCCCACUCCUGAUCCCUGCGCUCUUCCUUUUCCCACUUCGACCUCUCCUAUACUUCACCUUCGACAAGCCCCUCCCCUCGCCCUCCGACCUUCAGCUCCUAGUCUGCUUGCUGCUGAGCGUGCACUUCCUGAAGCGUGAGUUCGAGACAAUCUUCGUGCACCGUUUCAGCAGCGCCACCAUGCCCGCACGCAACAUCGUCAAGAACAGCGCCCACUACUGGGUUCUGGCUGGGUUCAACAUCGCCUACUGGGUGUUCCGCCCGGACGCCGCUGCCGCCACCAGCACCCCCAACCUGGUUCUUGUGUACGCUGGACUGGCGCUGUUUGUCUUCGGUGAGCUGGCGAACCUGAAUGCGCACUUUAUCUUGCGUAAUCUUCGCCGGCCUGGUACCACUGAGCGAGGCAUUCCUUCUGGUUUCGGUUUCAGUGUCGUUACCUGCCCCAACUACUUCUUUGAGAUCCUGGCUUGGUUGGGGAUUUUCCUUGUCAGCCAGUUGAACUGGAGUGUGCUGUUCUUCAUUUUUGUUGGUGGGUUGCAGAUGUGGAGCUGGGGUUGGAAGAAGGAGAAGCGCUACCGCAAGGAAUUUGGUGAUAAGUACAAGAAGAAGCGCGCUGUCAUUCUCCCUGGCCUUGCCUAA
Molecule: messenger RNA, 1002 nt
Organism: Penicillium digitatum Pd1
Lineage: Eukaryota; Fungi; Ascomycota; Eurotiomycetes; Eurotiales; Aspergillaceae
Source: RefSeq, a predicted model, not a curated record